CACAUUUCAAUGCAAGCAAGCGGUCUGUGAUGUAAUGGCGCAAAAAUGGGAAACCAUUUAAUUGUAUCUUCCAGAUUCUAACUAUUGCUGAGUUUUAAUCUAUGAAUUCUCAAGAGAUUGAGGUUCUCCUUUUUUUAAAAAAGCAUUCCACCACCCGGCGCUAGGAGGAAGCACCUCAUCGUCGGGUCCAACGUGUGCCACAGGAGUAGGACGAGAGGAAGACGUUUGUCACACGAGGAAAAUCUUAGACGUGCCCAUGCAACACUGUCAAUGAAAUCAGAUUAACUGAUGUACAAAGUGAAACAUAAUGUUGUCGUUUGAAGAUCUGAAGGCAGCUAUUGUUGACUUAAUUGACACAGAAGAUAACCCGCUAGGGGAUGUCAGCAUGACACUCAAGUCCAUUAUCAACCAACUGUCCGUGGGAUCCAGACAUACUGUAAAAAGAUGCAAGGAGCGCUGCUUAGAAGAUGCUUUCCAGUUGCUGAAGAAGAUCCCAGAUGCGCAUCUCUCUUCUCUAGAAGAGGAGCAGCUCCUGCUGCUGGUCAGGCUCCUCCUUUCCAUGCAAUUAGAAAUGGUCAACAGCUCCAUAGCUUGUCGCAAACUGGACAUGAUUUUGCAGCAUCUGGCAAAAGUGAACCACCAGCUGGUUUUAAGAGAAACCUCUCAGUGUUUGCAUGACAUUGUCCAUAGGGACCAGAUAUUGUCCAUUGAUGAUUUGCAGAUAGCCUGUAUGUUCCUGGAGGACAGUAGGAUUGGCAGAGAUGUGUGGAGGGAGACCUUUCCGGACCUUCUGGAUAAGUUGUCACGGCUGUUCCCUGUUGUAAUGGAGCAGGAAGGCUUAAGAAAUGGGACAUUUUGUUAUGCUGCUGUAAAGGUGUGUCUGCAGAUGUUCCAGCUGUUGCCCGGGGAAGUGGCCCCGCUGGUGUGGGAGCCAAACCCUGCGGGCCCCAGGCUGCAAAGCAUCCUGCAGGCCCUCGUGGACGUCAUCCUCGGCCAGCGCUCCAACAGGGACACCCGUCUGUUGGCCGGGACCACGGUGUCCAUGCUGAUCAACACGGCGCCUGACAGCCGAGCGGGCGGAGCGGCGGCCGGCAGCCUGCUGAAGAUCUCUGGUUCAGAGCCCUGGCUGCUGACCGUGGGCGUCCUCACUGUGCAAUGUGGCUCCCCGGGGCGGGGCGGCCCGGAGCGGCGGGACGGCGUGGAGCGGCUGGCCGUGGCCAGGGGCCUGCUGAUGUGCUGCCGGCCAGACAUCCUGCUGUCACCCAGCACAGACGGCUGCCUGUUGCUGGCGGAUGUGUUCCCCCUGGUCUGCACUCUGUGCCAGGAGAAGCUUGACUGUCACCACUACGUGUUUGAAGUGCUGACGCUUUGGUUGAAGAAGGUGAAGGACUGCCUUCCUGCCAUCUGGGAGCUGACGGGCGUAAGGCUGCUUCCUGAUGGGUCCAGCCUCCAGCAGCGGCUCAUUCAGGUCAUGUGGAACAACGCAGAGAGCCCAGUUGAGGGCGUGUCGGAGGACGUGCGCGUUGCGUUCCGCCUGCUGCUGGAGCUCUAUGAGAGGGACUGCCAGCGGUUUGGAGACACAACCAAGAAGCUGUCACUCAGUCUCCUGCAGCGCGUGACCCAGCUGCCCUGGGAGGCCCGGGCCAAGUACCCUCUCCUCUGUGCCCUGAUCCCUCACCUGGGCGCUGCUGUGGUGCUGGAACAUUACCCAGAGCUCCCAAACCAUCUGCUGAAGUGCCUCUCCACCAAUCACCUGUCACCGUGCGCAUCAGAGCUCCACAAAUGUCUGGUCCUGCAGCAGAGGCGGGACCUAUGUACAGCCUCACCCGACGCCCCGCCCACUGAGCUGGAGCUGGCCAAUCAGUGGGCGAGGCCUUGGCUCCCAGUCCUGCUGGAGGCGCUGAGCUCGGAGUCGACCCUCCUACAGACCAACGCCUCGACCCACCUGCUGCCCGCCACCCUGCAGGCGUUCCCCAGCGCGGUGCACCCCCUCCUGGCCGCCCUGCAGACCGACACCCCGCAGAACCUCCACGCCUGGGCCCGCGUGCUGGCCGUCCACAGGGCCUCCACGGGCGGCUCCCCCUGGACCCUGCAGGGGGCCUCCGGCCCGCGCAGGCUGCGGCUGGCGCUGGGCUCGGCGGACCACAGGGUACGCAUGGCCGCACUGGACCUGCUGUGCUGCAGCCCCAGAAGCAAGGACCCCCCGGGGCCCUUGGAGCUGAGCGCCAUGAGGGCCUUCGUCCCCCAGAACCUCAAUGGGGAAUCCUCCACCUUCCGCCAGCACUUCCAGACGGGGAUGCGGCGCUUCCUGGUGCGGAUCAGGGACAGCUGCCUGCAGAGCCUCCGGGCACCCAGGGGGAAGGAGGCCCCCCAGGGGGGGGCCCUCGAUGGGGGGGGCGUCCUGGAGCAGGGCGUGGAUUUCGUGGAGUGGCUGAGUCUACUGUGCUACUCCUACCUGGCCCAAGGGCACAGCUUCCAGAGGAAGAAGACCGCCCUGCUGCUGCUCUCCGCCCUGCUGGAGACCUGCACCGACACCUGGAGCCCCGAGAGGAAGAAGGGCCAGCCCCCAGUGUGCGUGUCGGCUCUGAUCAACUGGGCCAGACAGAGGGAGCAAUGGGACUUCUUCUGCAGGGCCAAGCUGCUCACUCUGAUUGGCUGCUUGGAGGACUCCACCAAUGAGGUCCGCGAGCUCUCCGGCGGCCUGCUGCUGCGGUACUUCCCGGCGGCCUGGCCGGAGGAUGUGGCGGCGCUGCUGCGGGGGAGGAGCCGGCUCCUGCUGUGCAGCCCGCGGGUCCCCCAGGCCCAGACGGGGGCCCUCAUGACCAAGGUGCUGCUGCACAAAUGUCCAGACGUCCAGCAGCUGUGGACAGACCACAGCGCGGGCCACAGGGGGACCUCAGGCGUGGUCCAGGAUCUGGUCAGAGAACUGGAGCGCCACUACCUCACGGCCAAGGAGGACGUGCUGCUGGGGGCCAGGAGCACGCCGCUGCACGGGGCUCUGAGCACGCUGGAGAGGUGCCUACUGGAGGCUCCCGGCCGUCUGGGGGACAUGCUGGACCACGGCGUGGUGGUGGAGCUGCUGGGCCUGCUGGAGAACAUCUCCCUGCUGCUCCUGGGCGUGCUGUACGGAGCACAGGAGAGCCCUCCCCAGGAGAACGGUGACGCCCCGCCCUCCUUCUGCGACAUGGGCAACGCCCUGAACACGUUGAUCGCCCAGGCAUCGCCCGGGGGCGGAGCUGGGGAGGAAGAGGAGGAGGACAGCAUCCUGUUGACUGAGGAGCACGGCCUUAUCCUCACCUGCUGCUGGGUCACCCUCAAGGGAGUAGGGAUCUUCUUGGGUCUACUUGUGGAGCGACUGCUAGCAGAAGGCAAACCGGAGGCGUGUCUUCUUACAACAGAGGACCUCAAGAGAGGAUCCAAAGUGUUCAAGAACAUUCUCCUCAAGUGUCGCCACUGGGGGGCGGUGGAGGGCUGCGGUGCCGGAUUCACCCGGUUCUGCGCAGCGCUGUUGACAAGCUGGGAUCCAGAGUGGAGGGACAUCCCGGAACACAUGCUGAGACAGGGGCUGCAGGUGGUCCGCUCGCCCCGCCCCAGCUCGGUGACCCGGCGGGGGGCGGGCCUCCCCAUGCUGCUGCUCUGCGUGGCGUCGGCCGAGGAGGCCAACCGCUCGCGGCCCCUCCUAUCGCUCAGCAUGGGCACCCUGCUGGACACGGCCCGGGACCCCCUGCCGGCCCACUGGGACCAGACCCUCGACCUCCCCCAGGUGUGCGCGGUGCACACGCUGCAGGCCCUGGUCCGGGGCUCCCUGCUGGGGGGAGCCAUGCUGCAGUAUGCGUCCGACGUGGCCGUUCUGUCCCUGACGCUGCUGCGCUCGCCGUGCUGGGCCAUGAGGAACGCUGCCCUGCAGCUCUACAGCUCCCUGUGCUCGCGGGUGCUGGGCCAGCGGCCGGGCGGCGCCCGGGACGGCCCGGUGCAGCACGGCGCCUCGGCCCCGGCCUUCUUCCUGCAGCACGGCGCCCUGCAGCCCUUCCUCCUGGGGGAGCUGCGGGCGGCGGCGGGGGACCUGCGGGGCGCGGGGGCCCGGCUCCGCCUGCAGCCCUCGCUCUACCCCAUCCUCACCCUGCUGGCCCAGCUGCAGCCCGGGGGCCCAGCGCCCACACGAGACCUGUCGGGCUUCCUGGAGCCGUUGCUGCAGCUGGCGGCCAGUCCCGUCCACAGCGUGAGGACCAUGGCGGCCAAGGCCCUGGUGGCCACAGCGUCGCCCGCGGAGCACGGCGCCCUCCUCCUGCAGCUCAGCGCCCGGCUCCCAGUGCGGCCCGCCCGCUGCUGCCACAACCGGCUGCACGGCCAGCUGCUGCAGACACGCGCUCUGCUCGACGCGGCUCUGAGCUCGGCCAGGUACGGUUCCUGUGAACUCGGGGAGGUAUUAAGCCGGAUCGAGGCGUCCUAUUGGCUGGCGGGCGCGGCCCAGCGCUGCCCCCUGGUGCGAGCGGCCUACCUGGCAGUGGUCAGCACGCUGAGAGCCCAGUGUUCCCCAGCCUUCCUCCACCAGCUCAGCGGCUCGCUGCUGCAGGAGCUAAGUCAACCACAGCCCCGGCUCCAGGUGGGAUCGUUGUUCUACCACCAAACCGCCGCUCACUUCCUGUGUGUGGACCCAGCGUGGGCGGGCCAGAUGUGGCAGGGCUUUCCAUCGGCCAGUCCCGACCUGAAGCUCUCAUUGGUGACCUGGGUAGCGGAGGGGCGUGGUCUAAGCACAGGCAAUUUGCAACUGGUGGUCCUGAGAGUGCUGCAGGCCAACCUGAAGGAGGCGCUGCUGAGCGACUACGUGGAGUACCGGAGGAGCUACCUAGCAGCGCUGGUGGCCGGGAUGACCCCGGGGGCCUGGCCCUCUCCGGCCCCUCAGGCUGACCUGGUGCAGGAGGCGGAGCUUCAGCAGAGUCUGGAGCUGUUGCUAGGAGACCUGGAGGCGCAGAGAGGGGGCCCCGAGCUGCUGUCCCAGGCCCUGUGUGCUGCCAGUGUGCUGCUGGCCCGCAGACCUCAGGAUCCCACCUCCCGUCGUUGGUGCAGCCUCUUGGAGGGCUACUGUUCUCCAGGGGCCCCUGAGGUCCUGCGGCUCGCCUGCGCUAAAGCCCUGUGUCUGGCUGGGAACCCCCUGCUGAGCCCGGCCGGGACAGUGGACCCCGACAUCAGCCCCAGGCUGAUCAACACGGGCCUCUAUCUGCUGCAGGACCAGAACCAGCAGGUCCGUGUCACGGCGGCCCGCUUCGCCUCCACACUGCGCCACCUCAGCACUGGAGGAGCAGGAGGAGCAGGAGGAGAAGGAGCAGGAGGAGGUGGAGGAGCAGGAGGAGGAGCAGCAGGGCAGAGCAGCCUCCAUCUCAUGCAGGUCAACCAGGAGGUACCUUUCGUCCUGGACUUCCUGUUGGAGAGCUGCUGGGAGCGUCCGGCCACGCUAGGGGUGCUGUUGGGGCACCUGCCCGAGCCGGACCUCCCGUCAGUGCUGAGGGAGGCGCAGGAGAACCGGUGCUCCAGUCUGUACGAGCAGGACGAGGCCAACGUGUUCGCCGAGCCCUCCGUCAUGGCGGCCUUCCUGCUGCCCCCGCUGCUACACAUGGCAGAGAAAUACCCAGCAUGCCCGGCGCUGGCAGAGCGCCUGCGGGCGUGGGCCAGCAGGACCGCGCCCCGGGUCCUGGAAGACCUGGCGGCAUGCAGAGCCCUCCGGCCAGGCCACGCCCUGGACGCCGCCUGGCUGGCUGUUCUGACGCACUCCCGUUUCCACGGCGCCCUGUGCGGCCUGUUGGGCAGGGCCGCCCUGCUGCUGCGGCUGCUCCAGACGACCUCUGACCUCCGACCCCUGGCUGACCCUUUGACCCUGCAGCGCGACGUCCAGGACUUGUUGUGUCUGAUGGGUCAGAACGGCCUCCACUUCCCUUCCGCCUUCAGGGAGGCCGUGGCCUGAGGCCAACCUUCCUGAGGCCACCGGGUCUGGGCCCACAGCCUCUCAGGGUCCAAGCCACUAUGUGGCUUUGGAACCGAGUACUGCCGUUUAUUAAAGACAACGUGCUACACCCGACCUACCAGAGCAGCCAAACCUGCAGGAGUCAUUCACUCUGGUGGGGGUGAAUCAACAUGAACAUGAACAUGGACAUGAACAUGAUGCAAAAGUCCUGUUUCUCCAGAACAUUGAGAUAGCUAGCCUGUUGUCUGCGUGUCAUACUAGCUGCUGUUUUAACACAAGACUUUGACCGGUUAGUUUAAACAACACUCCCAUUGCACACCUGACGGCCAUCAGCAGCCACUAUGGAGGGGGAGCGGUGGUCUCACUGAAGUCGUGCUCAGCCAUCCUAUAGCUGCUUUGGAAAGGUCCGAAGGCUUCAUAGGUUUGAGCUCGUACCCUCUGCACGUUCCCUGUUGCAGAAGACCUCUGCUCUUCCUCUGAUUAGAUUCCAUCUCCAUGGUGAAGCGUAGCUGAGUUGGGAACAAAUGAUGUAAUGCGGCUGGGAGGCCAGCGAUUGGCAGAGUGGUCCCAUGCGGGGCCAGACGUUAAUGGUCCAUUAGAGGCCUUCUGACCACAUAAUGGGCCAUCCCCAUGAGGGACACACACACACACAGCUCACUUCAACAGUGGAUCCCACAGAGCUCUUGUGUCCAGCUGGAUAACUACAUUCAUACAAUCAUCACUUUCUGCUCUAGGCCUGUGUUGAUGCAUUCAUCUCGAUAGCAGCCGGCGCAACAAGCUAAUGCCGACGUGAAUAAAUGGUGCUAAUGAUGACAUUAAGGUGGGCAGUUGUAUCACAACAGUUUCAUUUUGAUACCAACUUCUCCCAAAGAGUGAGAGCCUACUUUUAGUGAUUGAACAGGGUUAGUCUUGUUGUGAUUUAUUUUCUCUGAUUCCGUCUUGUCAGGGAUGCGACUCCUAAAGCCCAGAGCCUUGUGUAGGUGUCCAGUAGAAACACCUUGGAUGUCCGCCCUCAUCACUGCAGCAGAUCCGUUCACCUCCAGACGUCUUUGUAAAACAUACCAAAGACAUUUCCUGCAAACAUGCUGUUUCCACAUCGUUCUACUAUAGCUUUAUGAGAUGCGUCAUCUUACCAAUUUCCCUGAACAAGCAACAUUUUUAAUAAACUGUUUUAGGUUGAAUUAACCAAGGGUUAGUGUGUGUAUGUGUGUGUGCACGUUAUUGGCAAGUGACCAUCUGGGCAUUUGCUUUCCGAGCGGCUGAGCCUCCGUGCGUCUGAUCAAAUGAUGAACCCUGCAGCGCUGCGGGCCGCUAACACGCACACCGCAUCGGUAUAUC
Messenger RNA from Gadus chalcogrammus (walleye pollock), 7297 nucleotides. RefSeq names its product thyroid adenoma-associated protein homolog. Gene Ontology annotation, cellular component: cytosol. The coding region runs from base 308 to 5959 and encodes 1883 amino acids. The record is from RefSeq and is a predicted model, not a curated record. The transcript has 31 exons. Gene Ontology annotation, biological process: tRNA methylation. Lineage: Eukaryota; Metazoa; Chordata; Actinopteri; Gadiformes; Gadidae.